Messenger RNA from Lathyrus oleraceus (garden pea), 627 nucleotides. RefSeq names its product sugar transporter ERD6-like 6. Bases 1 to 627 code for a protein of 208 amino acids. Gene Ontology annotation, cellular component: plant-type vacuole; membrane. Gene Ontology annotation, molecular function: transmembrane transporter activity. Gene Ontology annotation, biological process: transmembrane transport. The transcript has 8 exons. The record is from RefSeq and is a predicted model, not a curated record. NCBI's taxonomy places the organism in Eukaryota, Viridiplantae, Streptophyta, Magnoliopsida, Fabales, Fabaceae.
AUGAUUAAUGAAAAAAGAAAACAAAGGGAACUAGAUUUGGGAGAUCCUUAUAGAAGACUUGAUCACAUUCCAUAUCCACCAUCAUGCCAUGAGAAAUGGAAUAGGGCAUGUCAAAGACCAUAUGGAUCGUUCACAUCAGAGUCUACACGUGAAGUGGAUGAAAAUAUUGAUGUACUGGUUGAACAAGCCAAAGUUUGUAUCUUCGUUCCACAAGAUCUUGAUGACAUCUUGGUAGAAGCGAUUGGAACCGAGGAGCAUGUUAGCCGUGUAUGUGAUCUUGGAAGAGUUGUUUUUAUGAUGCCGAAAUUGAAAUCAAUGGGUGUACUCAACCACUUAAUUCUAGAUCAGUUAAACAUAUAUGAGAAGGUUCUUGCUACGAUUUUAACUUUGUGGUUAGCAGACAAAUCUGGUCGCCGGCUUUUACUUAUUGUUUCUUCAUCUGCAAUGGCUUUGAGUCUUUUGGUUGUUUCAAUAUCAUUCUACUUGAAGGAAUAUAUAUCACCAGAUUCUGAUUUAUAUGCGACAUUGAGCCUCGUAUCGGUGGCUGGAGUUGUGGUCAUGGUUAUUGCAUUCUCUCUGGGAUUAGGAGCAAUGCCAUGGAUUAUAAUGUCUGAGUUGAUGUGUUGA